Messenger RNA from Notolabrus celidotus (New Zealand spotty), 1718 nucleotides. RefSeq names its product heterogeneous nuclear ribonucleoprotein A0-like. Bases 61 to 975 code for a protein of 304 amino acids. The transcript has a single exon. Gene Ontology annotation, molecular function: RNA binding. NCBI's taxonomy places the organism in Eukaryota, Metazoa, Chordata, Actinopteri, Labriformes, Labridae. The record is from RefSeq and is a predicted model, not a curated record.
AUCUUGAGCUUUGUUCGCGGUGAAACUGUUAGUUCCUAACUGUCUCACCAUUUUUCAAACAUGUCUGACCAGCUUUGCAAACUUUUUGUCGGCGGCCUAAACGUGGACACCGACGACGAUGGUCUGCGGAAGCAUUUCGAGCAGUUCGGUACGCUAACCGACUGUGUCGUGGUGGUGAACAAGCAGCUCCAGCGGUCCCGUUGUUUCGGCUUCGUGACCUACUCCACGCCGGAGGAAGCCGACGCAGCCAUGAGAGCUAGGCCGCACACCGUCGACGGCAGCGACGUCGAAGUGAAGCGGGCCGUAGCCAGGGAAGAUGCGAACAAGCCAGAGGCGCUCGCAAAGGUGAAGAAAAUCUUUGUCGGAGGCCUGAAAGACGACAUCGAAGAAGAACACCUGAAUGAGUAUUUCUCUCAGUACGGCCAGGUCGAGAAGGCCGAAGUCAUCUCCGAGAAGGAGACCGGGAAGAAGAGGGGAUUCGGCUUUGUCUACUUCGCUGAUCACGAUGCAGCCGACAAGGCGGUUGUGGUUAAAUUUCACACCGUGAAUGGACACAAAGUUGAGGUGAAGAAAGCCCUGACAAAGCAGGAGAUGCAGGCAGCCGGUAGAGGGGGGAUGCCACCAAGAGGACGCGGCAGAGGCAUGAGGGGAAAUCAAAAUGGCUACAGCACUAGGGACUAUGGGGGAAACUACGGCAGCUACGGAAAUGGCGGAGGCUACGGAAACUGUGGCGGCGGCUACGGUGGUUAUGGCGGACCAUACGGAGGUGGUGGUUAUGGAGAACAGAGCAGCGGCUACGGGGGUGGAAAUGGCUACAACGAGUUCGGCAGCGGGUAUGGUCAGCAUUCAUCCGGGUAUGGUCCAAUGAAGACGAACUUCGGAGGCCCGAGAAACACUGCUCCCUACGCCAGAGGCGGCGGCGGAGGUGGUGGCGGCUACCCAAGGGGUGGUGGAGGAGGCUACGGCGGCUAUUAAAUGAGACUGCACGAUGGAAAAUUCACACCAGCCCAAAACAACCCCUGCCAUUGGUGACCUCCAGCCAGGAUUUGGAAGCCACAAUUCAAAUUCAGAUCGUCUGCCCGUGAAACCCCCACAUCGGCAGACACGGACACAGAGACCCCCCUCUAAUCAUUUUGAAGACCUCAAAGCCCGAACAGGUAGGAAGGUCACUUCCCACAAAGCCUGAUAAUAACGAGCAGCCGAUGUUGCCGUUCAACUAGGACACGUUUCAGAUGGAGAAUAAAACAGUGGUUCUUUAUUAUGUAGUUGUUAAGAGUAUUUUUUAUUUGCGUUCACAACUUUUGAUGUAGGAUUGUUUUUUUUGCUGACCAGUAUAAUAUUUGCAUUUUAAUUAGUUUGUUAUUUGGAGUAAAAUUUAGUGUGAUUUCGAUGUAUGAGGACGAGAAAGCAUGUUUUGUGUUCUGUUUUAUUAGCUGUCAUGAUUAGAGACAUUUGUAUAAUUAUUUUACUUGGGUCAUUCAGCAAAAAGGCGACCACGUGACACAUCAGGAUCCUUUUUUUUCCUUGUUUCCUUCCCUAAAAACUGUUUCUCCUCAUGCGUAGUUCUAGCUUCAACCUUAAAUAUUGUUCAUUUUUCAUUACCUGUAGCAAUAUCUCAUGUAUAUUGUAUACUUUUAUGUCUGGAGAACAAAACCUACUGUUAAAACUCUUUGGUAUGCUUAUGUAUGUUCAUUUUAAAUAAAACGUUCUACCACUUA